AUGCAGAGCCAGAGCCCCCAAUUCCCGAAAGCCCCACUCGGCAACCACAUCCCGCUCUUCGCCAUCCUCAUCAGCGUGUGCCUCAUCGGACUUGCAAUCGCUCACUUUUGCAUCCAGAAGAAGGCGCCAACGCAGAAAGCGUCCCCAGCACUUCCCUCCCGAUGCAGCGACGACCACGACCCGCAUAACCCUCCCAAGCCUCCGCUCAUCAAGGCACUUUCAAGUUGCCGGGUCGAGGCGAUGACAUAUGAUGCCGACGACGAGCUUGACUCUGAUGAUGACCUCUUUUCGCCUCUCAAAUUGUCAGCGGACGAAGCGCCUUCAUACAAUUCUGGUGAAAUAGCCAAGCUGACUGGACUGUCCACGACUUCGGAAAACAUCAUCAACUCUGCCACUGAAGACUUCCGAGCUUCCCCAAAUCUAAUCUUCGCCGCUGCUGUUCUGGAACCUGGCGCAGUGCUAUUCUCAUCCUCAUCCUCAGCUCCAUGCCCCGCACAGAUCAAUGCGGCGGCUUUCUCAAACAACGCUCAUCUAUCGCACAGCCAGUCAUCCCAGAACAGCCAUGCCACUCCUCGGCUUCACGGCGCCACCUACCUUCCUCAAUGCACCGCGUCGCUACUCAAGAGUUCCACAAACCAAGGUGUGCUCUCUAUCGCCGCGCAGCACAAUGAGUACAAGAAUGUGUCACUCGAAGCAGCUUUUCAUUGA
Molecule: messenger RNA, 708 nt
Organism: Cercospora beticola
Lineage: Eukaryota; Fungi; Ascomycota; Dothideomycetes; Mycosphaerellales; Mycosphaerellaceae
Source: RefSeq, a predicted model, not a curated record